This is a messenger RNA of Sclerotinia trifoliorum, 4714 nucleotides long. The record is from the annotation of a GenBank genome assembly. Lineage: Eukaryota; Fungi; Ascomycota; Leotiomycetes; Helotiales; Sclerotiniaceae.
CUUUUACCUACCUACGUCUAACUCAUCCCUUCAAAUAAUUGUCACAAAUCUACCUUCCUUGAUACCUAUUUUUUUUUGUCCAUACUCAUAAUGUUUUCGGGUUCGAACUCGUACCUAGGUGGUAACAGUGGCCGGCAACCGCCACAGCAGCAACAGCAGCAACAACAGUAUGGCGGUUUCCAGCCAAAUCAAGGUUUCCAACCACAACAGACUGGCUUCCAGCCACAACAGACUGGUUUCCAACCUCAACCCACUGGGUAUGGAAACGCCGCUCCUUUGCAACCCAAUUUCACAGGUUAUCCUCUUCAAGCACAACCUACAGGAUAUCCUCAGCCGCCUCAAUCAGGGUUUCCCGGAGGCCAGCAGCAGUUUAACAAUGCUCCUCAACAGCAGAGCUUCCAGACGGGAGCUCCGCCAAUGCCGCAAAUCCCACAGCAAUUCCAGCAGCAGCCUCAGCAGAUACAACAAGCACAGCCAUCUCCAGCAGCCCCCGUGCAGCAACCGCAAGCCACGGGAUUUGCAGCGAUGGCAGAUUCAUUCAAAUCUGCUACAGAACCAUCGAAGCCAAGAGGACGAAGAGCCUCUAAGGGUGGAGCAAAGAUACCGAGUAUAAGACUUUCUUUCAUUACAGCCCAAGAUCAAGCAAAGUUUGAAACCCUUUUCAAGUCCGCAGUUGGGGAUGGCCAAACAUUGUCUGGCGAGAAAUCGAGGGAUCUCUUACUACGCUCAAAAUUAGAUGGGAACUCAUUGUCGCAAAUAUGGUGAGCAUAGAAUUAUCCAAUAUAUACACAUAUAUCUAUAUAUAUUAUUGUACUAAUGAUUAUGAUAGGACGCUCGCAGACACUACGAGAUCUGGACAAUUACAUUUUCCCGAGUUCGCAUUGGCAAUGUACCUUUGCAAUCUUAAGCUCGUCGGCAAGUCACUACCCUCGGUACUUCCCGAUCAGAUCAUGAAUGAAGUUUCUAGCAUGGUAGAUAUCAUAAAUUUUGGCAUAGAGGAUGAUGGACCGGCAGGAACAAAUGCGCCAAGUUUUGAUAGUCGACAGAGCACCGCAACGCCUCCGACUAUCCAGCAGCCACAGCCAAUGCCGUCAAAUUCUGCUCUACUCACUGCGCAAAUGACUGGUUUCCCUGGACAGCAAAAUAACUUCUCGGGUGGGUUCCAACCGCAGCCGACAGGUUUUCAGAGCUCAAUGCAAACCGGCUUUCCUGGACAGCAAGGAGGAUUGCAGUCUCAGCCAACCGGAUUCGGUCAGAAUAUGUCAAACCCUCAAGCAACGGGAUAUACUGGACCGCGCCCGCCAAUGCCUCCUAUGCCAUCAAACUUCAGUUCCAAUCUAUCUCCUGCUCAGACGGGUAUGCAAGGCGGAAUGAUUGCUCCGUUGAAUAGUCAACCUACAGGAGUCCCAGGCCAAUGGGGAUUGGUCAAUGCGCCUGCAACUGGUUUGCCUAACAUAGAUCUACUACAAUCUCGGAUGAUGCCGCAGCAAGGACGAGAACAAGGCAAUUUUACUACAGCUGGUAUAACAGGCAAUGCCGUCAUUCCAUGGGCAGUUACAAAGGAAGAGAAGACUAGGUACGAUUCCGUCUUCAAAGCUUGGGAUGGAUUUGGAAAAGGAUUCAUUGGUGGUGAUGUUGCUAUCGAGGUUUUUGGGCAGAGUGGCCUUGAAAAGCCCGACUUAGAACGCAUCUGGACCUUAUCGGAUCAUGGCAACAAGGGAAAGCUUAACAUGGAUGAAUUUGCGGUUGCUAUGCAUUUGAUCUAUCGAAAGCUUAAUGGAUAUCCUCUACCAGCUCAAUUACCUCCUGAACUUGUACCCCCCUCCACUCGUAACUUCAAUGAUUCAAUUGGAGCCGUCAAAUCGUUGCUUCAUCAAGAAUCAGAUUUCCGAAAGAAUUCUGGGGCGACACUUUUGCCCCAAAAGACUGGAGUAAGCUAUCUUAAGAGCCAUUCUUUCCGUGGGGAUUCAGGACCAGGUCGUACAGGCCGCAAAGAUGGUACUGUUUUUAAGAAUAACGAUGAUGAUGUUGGCUAUAAGUCUAGUGCUCGUCGCAGACUCGGAGCUUCUUCCCCACGACCUUCAUCUCCAGGAUCAACAACUUCUAAUGAUGAUCUUUCUCUGGAUCAACUAAAGAAGAAAGUCAGAGAGAAGCAAGUGUUGAUAGAUGCGAUUGAUUUCAAGGAUGAAAAUGCUGCGGAUGAAGAUGAUGCCCUUGAUCGUAAGGAUCGUCGUGAAGCAGAAGAUUUGUAUCGUCGCAUUCGUCGCAUUCAAGAGGAUAUUGAUGCGCACCCAGACGCUUCAUUGCGCAACGUUGAUUCCGGUGCCGAGCGUCGUGCCAUGAAGAGACAGUUACAGACAUUGACAGAUAAGCUUCCUGAUAUUGCCUCGCGUGUUCGACGAACUGAAAAAAGCAUUGCCGAUGCAAAGCUUGAACUCUUUCGUCUGAAGGAUGCAAAAGCUCACCCUGGAAGUGCUUCUAGCAUUGUUGGAACUGGUCCAGGUGGCGCCGUUACUGAAUCAGAUAGACUCAAAGCAAGAGCUAAGGCCAUGAUGCAACAACGGUCUGCUGCUCUCACUGGCAAGAAGAUUGAGAUAAGUAAUGAUGAUUUGGAUGCACCAAAACGCCUCGAAGAAGAAAAUCUUAAAAUCAGAACGGAGAAGGAAAAUAACGAGCGAAUGGUUCAAGAUGUCGAAGAAAGUGUCCGCGAUUUUUCAAGAGGUCUGGAGGAUAGUCUCAAAGAUGGUGGCGAGAGUUCAUCUAGCGAGCAUGAAAAAAGGCGCUGGGAGGAUGGGCUUGGUGUUGAAGAUGAAGUCAAAGACUUCAUCUUUGAUUUGCAGAGGAGCAGCAGAAGUGCAAAAGUUAGAACCGAUGAUCGCAGUAGGGAUGCUCCUGCUGAGACGUCUCGUGUUAGCUCCGCUCCGGCAGCUCGUAGUGAAACUCCAUCGUCGCAGCCUUCAUCUACACCAACCCCUUCUGCAGGUACAUAUUCACAAUAUAAGACACCAGAAGAUAGAGCAGCGUACAUCAAGCAACAGGCAGAGCAGCGCAUGGCUGAGCGUCUAGCUGCUCUUGGCAUUAGGGCACCUUCUAAACCUGGAGAGACAACACAACAGAGAUUGGAGCGUGAGAAGAACGAGCGUGCCGCCAAACUCAAGCAAGCUGAAGAGGAAGAUGCUAGACGUGAAGCCGAAAGGCAAGCUAGAAUUGCUGAAGAGCAGGGGGUGGCCCCACCUACACCGGAUCAACCAAAGGAAAUUACGAAAAAGCCACCUCCACCGCCUUCAAGGAAGGCUGCAAGAAGUGACGCUAGUGAACGAAAAUUCGAAGAGGAGAGGAUCCUCAAGGAGCAAAAGGCACAAAUUAUUGCCACAAAUGAGCUAGAGUAGGCGAUUCCUUCACCUGAUUAACUUUCACACUGCUAACAUCCAUAGGGACGAUGCUCAACGACAAGAAAAUGAACUUGCGAAAGAGCGCGAGGCGGCUCAAGCUCGUGUGAAGGCUUUGGAAGAACAAAUGAAGGCUGGGAAAUUGAAGAAAGAAGAGGAGAAAAAGAAGAAGAAGGCUCUACAGGCUGAGACAAAACAGCAAGAAGCUCGUCUUGCAGCUCAACGUGCAGAGAUCGAAGCUGCCCAAGCACGUGAGAGAGAAUUGCAACGUCAACUGGAAGCUAUUAAUGAUUCAGACUCAUCGGAUGAUGAUGAAGGUCCAGAGCAAGUUACCCCUCAAGCAUCAACACCAACUCAGGGAAGUCAAGAGUUUGAGCGCAGAGAAGCCUCUCCACCCCCUCCUCCUCCCUCAGUCCCAGUCAUUGUAUCGCCAGUUCCUGCUGCAGCAACAACAACCAGCCUUCCUCCACCAACCCCACAAGUUACUAGCCCUGUUGUGAGUCCCCAAGCUGAAACGGAGACCCGCAAUCCUUUCCUGAAGAAGAUGGCUCAAUCUGGUGAUGCUUCUGCCGCAUCUACUGCAUCCAACAACCCAUUCCAUCGUCUUCCUUCCCAAGAACUUCCCGCUCCUGCACCAAUUCAAGUUCAGCCAACAGGUAACAGACCAUCUCGUGUGCGUCCGGAAGAAGACGAUUGGGACGUUGUUGGAUCUGAUAAAGAAGAUGAUUCCUCUGACGAUGAAGGACCCGGUGCAGGCGGCGCGCGUCACUUGGCAUCAAUUCUUUUUGGAACCAUGGGACCUCCUCGUCCUUUGUCGGCUAUGGGCAACGAAGCUACAUCCGCACCUCAUUCCCCUGCUGCGGCAUCUCCACCAGUGGCGUCUCCACCGCCCCCACCACCCAUGCCAUCAGCUGGUGCACCAGGUGGUCCUCCUCCACCACCUCCUCCUCCGCCACCAGGAAUGGGUGCUCCACCUCCACCACCAAUGCCUCCCAUGGGAGGGGCUCCUGCGGCUCCACCUGCAGGUGGACGACCAUCUGGAUUCUUGGGUGAAAUCCAGAUGGGGAAAGCUCUGAAGAAGACACAAACUAAGGACAAGAGUGUAGCUGCUACGGCUGGGAGAGUUUUGGAUUAAGUAUUUAAUUAAGUGGGUAAGGCGAGAUGAAAUUGAGGUUGGUGGUUAGUGGGAAGGACGUGAGGGGAUAAAUUGUAUUAUACAAUACUUUGGGUUUAUAAUUUCAGGGGGACAAACAUACGGGGUGAUAGUUAGGAGAGAUGAGCAUAAUUCUUAGAUGAAGAAGUACCAAUUUGAUAAUAUCCGUUCG